This is a messenger RNA of Macrosiphum euphorbiae (potato aphid), 402 nucleotides long. Lineage: Eukaryota; Metazoa; Arthropoda; Insecta; Hemiptera; Aphididae. The record is from the annotation of a GenBank genome assembly.
AUGUCCAGAAGAAAUAAAUUGUAUAAUAAAGGGAUUAAAAUGUCAGACGUGAUCGUCGUCGGACUGCUGGCGCUUUUGUUGGCCUCCCAAUCGUCCAACUGUCAAGUCAACGAAACAAGUCAGGUGAAGGAGUGUCAAGUCGACGAAACCCCUGCAAUGGUAAUCGUGGACGAUCAAGUCGACCGAAUUUCCGCAGUGGCAAUAGCGAAUGAUCUGCCGGGGCCCUGGAUAUCUGAGCUGUUUUACCGGGCGCUCUCCAAUUUCAGAAUUCAGCACGUCGGUAGCGCUGCUUGCCAGACCCAAUCCGACAUGUACGACAGACAUUUGCGGAACCACACCAGUUGGGCGGUCAGAAUGGCUGAGUCCUGGAACCGAUAUCCAACGGGAUUACGGGAAUAUUAG